AUGGAAUCCAAUAACAGUUGGAGCACACUUUUCGUAGCUAUCAAGUUUGUGGUCUGCUUCUUUGGGAUUUUUUUAAAUGGCUCAGUAAUUUUCACAAUUUGCAAGAACCUACGCCGUUCAUCACCACCAUGCUACCUAAUUCUCAGCAUUGCGGUGAGUGACUUCAUUUCUUGCUCAGUGGCCAUUCCGAUUUCGAUUGCAUUUCACUUUCAGAACCAAUGGCCGUUUGGAAUGGAUGGAUGUAAAGCUCAUGCUUUCAUGAUUUUCCUUCUGGCACUCGUCUCCAUCACUCACUUGGCUGUUAUUUCGGUGGGGAAGUUCCUUACCAUCACAAGAUCCCUUUCCAGAGAUUCAUACUUCAACAAGAGUACGGUCUUAUGGAUAGUCCUAGGUUCUUGGACGUAUUCUUUAGUAUUCAGCGUGCCACCGUUAUUGGGAUGGUCAAGAUUUGGUCUAGAAGGAACCAAUGAAUCAUGUUCGAUCAUCUGGGAAUCGAAAGUUCUUAGUGACAAAGUAUAUUUUGGGGUUAUAUUCUUUGCCUGCUACUUAUUACCUAUCACGCUUAUUGUAUUUUGCUAUUACAAAAUCCAUAAAGUUUCUAGUCAUAUCGUCGACACUACUCUCCGAAUAAAUAGGGUGGCUAUGACUAUGUCUGAGGCUCUGCUGAAAAGGCAUCGUAAAUCGGCCAUGUACUUUUUAACUAUUAUAGCAGUUUUCCUCCUCUCGUGGUCUCCUUAUGCCAUCGUAUCCUUCAUGACAAUUUUUUGGGGAAGCGUCAAUCCUGUUGCUACCAGUGCGUGUAGUGUUUUUGCAAAGACAUCUUUCCUACUCAACCCAAUGCUGUAUGCCAUUGUGUCUCGGAAAUUUCGACGCCGAAUGAUUCAGGCGAUUCCUAUAUCCAGACCAAAUCGGGUGGUUGUUCCUGCAGAUGCUUUCCACCUAACGUCUGAAGCACUGGCACUCUAA
Molecule: messenger RNA, 966 nt
Organism: Stylophora pistillata
Lineage: Eukaryota; Metazoa; Cnidaria; Anthozoa; Scleractinia; Pocilloporidae
Product: melanopsin-like
Biological process (GO): G protein-coupled receptor signaling pathway
Cellular component (GO): membrane
Molecular function (GO): G protein-coupled receptor activity
Source: RefSeq, a predicted model, not a curated record